AUGAGUAGUGUUAUACAAUUAAACUCAAUCUCUAUUAAAAAUGAAACUAAUUGUGGAUAUUGCAAUGGAGGUAAGUCAAAUAAACUCUGGGUAACAUCUGGAUUUUAUUGUUACAAAAUGAAAGUCGAUGAAUAUCAAUAAUUAAUGGAUAGAGGAUGGAGAAGAUGUGGAGUAUAUUACUAUAGACCAGCCCUUGCUUAAAGUUGCUGUUAGGCUUAUGCACUCAGAGUAGUAGCCUCUAAGUUUUAAAUGAGAGUAACUCAUGAAAAGGUUUUGAAACGGAUAAAGAGGAUUAAACCUGUUCUUCUAAACAAUAACAAUGUUCCUCUAUAGCAAUAAUAGAAAGAUUAAAUAGAAAACAAUACAUUUAUAGAUUCGAUAAAGUAGUAACUAUAAACUGAUCUUGAUUUAAGUGACUUGAUAAUUUUACAAAAAGUUGGUUAACAUUAUACUUUUAAAAGCAUACAAUAUAAAGAAGAAGACCACAUUAAAUAUUUUAAAUCCAUCAUCAUAACCAGUUUAUAAAAAAUAACAAAAUAGUAGCUAAAUGAAAUUUUUGCAAUUGAAAAGGAGGAAUAUUCACACUUACUUUAUUAAAAUUUUAUAAAUUCAAUUUCAGAACUCUAAAUUUAUGAAAUUUUAUUAAUUAAAGGAUAUUUAAAUAAAGUGGAAAGCGAUUGGGCCUUUGGAUGUAAUCUAAUGCCUUACUUGUACUCAAAAAUUACAGCAUUCUUAAAAAAUUACAAUUUACCUGUUUUGAAACUUGAAGAAAACCUUAAAUACAUGGAACUAAUUCAAAAUUAUUUAUAAAAUCUAGGCUUUGAAUUUAAAAUAUCAGAAUUAGAUCAUUAAUUAUUAAUCAAAACUCCUUAAACUUUAAAAGAAAAAAUAUUAAAAUCCCAUGUUUUAUAUUUUCUCUAGAAAUAUGAUUUGUAAUCCAAUUAACCAUAAGAGAUAACUAAGAAGAAACGUCAUCAAAUAUAAAUUAAAUGGGUCAAAGCACAAUUCUAAGAUGAUAGUUUUGAAGUUUAUAAAAAAUAUCAAAAGGCUGUUCAUGAGAAAGAAAGAGUCAGUAAAAUGAGUUAUACUAAUUUUGUUUGCGUUGAUGCUCUUGAUAGUCAAGAAUUAGGAUGUUGGCAUAUGAAAUACUAUCUAGAAAACUAAUUGAUUGCUGUUGGAGUAGUUGAUCUCCUACCUGAAUCUGUAUCAUCUGUGUAUUUUUUUUAUGAUCCUGAUUAUAAAAAGUAUUCAUUAGGAGUCUAUGGAGUCUUAUCAGAAAUAGAGUAUAUCUAGAAAAAACAAAUUACAAAUCCAUAAUUACAAUACUAUUAUAUGGGAUUCUAUAUUAUGGAUAGUAAGAAGAUGGCUUAUAAAGCAGAGUACACUCCUUGCGAAUUACUUUGUCCUCGAACUUAUAGAUGGAUUUCUUUAACUAAACAAAUAAAGGAGAAAAUCGAAAAAAUAACAAUAUAUGUUUAGGAUGUGGGUUUAGUAGAUGAAAGAGAUUAGGAACAUGGUUAUAGUAUCAAUCUUGAUGGACGUACAAUAGAUGAUAUGAACUUUUUGGAUGUUGACAUUGAGAAUUUUAUUCAAUAAAAUGUAAAGAUUUCAUAAACUGGAAAAUAAUUUACAGUUUCAUAACUUAAGAAAAACUAUUAAUAAUAUUUUAUGAACCUAUUUAAGGAUUUUCUGAAGAAGAUAGGGAAAGAAUUAAUGAAGGAGUUUUUAUUUGCAGUCAAUUGA
Messenger RNA from Paramecium octaurelia, 1743 nucleotides. The record is from the annotation of a GenBank genome assembly. Lineage: Eukaryota; Ciliophora; Oligohymenophorea; Peniculida; Parameciidae.